Messenger RNA from Morchella sextelata, 420 nucleotides. RefSeq lists its product as uncharacterized. Lineage: Eukaryota; Fungi; Ascomycota; Pezizomycetes; Pezizales; Morchellaceae. The transcript has 2 exons. Bases 1 to 420 code for a protein of 139 amino acids. The record is from RefSeq and is a predicted model, not a curated record.
AUGGACCCAAUUUACCGCGCCCGCCUGGCCAUCCAGCCGACUCAAUUUACCAUUCGGCCAAAAAGCUCCUCCGAGGCCACAAAGAUUUCAAUGGAGGUAUUAAUAACCAAUACACGGUACAAUUACCCUGUUACAGAGAUCAAUCGUUACCGGCGUGAGGCCCGCUAUGACGAUGUCCGCCAUGCCCAUUCUCGUCUCACAAACGCCGUCGCACUGGACCCUCCGUAUGGGAUCUUGAUGCCUAUCGGGCUAAUUCGGGGGAAAGAACAUCGGCUGUCUCCUCGUUGGAGCUCUGAGCUUGAGCGUCUGAAUCGUUUAGAGUGGAAGGAGCCAGGAUUAUUUUAUGGUUUUGACUGGUUUGAGGGGGAGUCCGUGGAGGAUUGCAACUCGGCGUACAAGCGGGCGUAUGGUUGGGAAUAA